UUUGAGUUUUUGGACAUUAUCUAUAUAUUAUUAAUUUAAUAAUCAUGAAUUAAUAAUGAAUUAAUUAACGCAAAUAUUAACUUAAUUUUUUGUUAUGAAUGAAUUAUAUGAAUAACCUAGAGUUUUAUUUUAAGAAGUGUUAAGAUAGUAGAGUUGUUAUUUAAAAAAAAACAUGAAUUUUAAGGACUUUCAAUAGUUUAACUAUGAAUAAAUUUAUCUGAUUUAAAAACCAGACAGGUGUUCAGGAUGGUUGUUGGAUCCGCAACUUAUCCAGGGAGGCAAGUGCUCCACAAAAUGCAGCCAAUGGGCAUGACACCUCGCGAAUUGUCUGAAUACGAUGACCUAGCUACGGCACUUAUAGUGGAUCCUUAUCUUGGAAUUACUACACACAAAAUGAAUAUUCGAUAUAGACCUUUAAAAACAAAUAAGGAAGAACUAAGAAACAUUAUCAAAGAAUUUAUUCAAACUCAAGAUUACAAUAAAGCUUAUACAAAACUUGCCAAUGGGGAAUGGAUGCCUCGACAUUUUAGUAAAAACAAACAUCAACAAAAUAAAUUAAGAGAACAUAUAUAUCGUUAUCUUCGAGUAUUUGAUAAAAAAGCUGGUUUUGUGAUAGAGCCUUGUUAUAGAUAUUCACUAGAAGAUCGUGUAGGAGCUAAAAUUUCAACAACAAAAAAAUUUUUUAAACAUGAAAGGAUUGAUUUUUUGGUAGGGUGUAUUGCUGAAAUGACAGAAGAAGAAGAAAAGCAGUUGCUGCACCCAGGAAAGAAUGACUUUUCUGUAAUGUAUAGCUGUAGAAAAAAUUGUGCUCAGUUAUGGUUAGGGCCUGCUGCUUAUAUAAAUCACGAUUGUAGGCCUACUUGUACAUUCGAAGCUACUGAUCGUGGUAAGGCCUUUGUUCGUGUAUUGAGAGACAUUGAGAUUGGUGAAGAAAUAACUUGUUUUUAUGGAGAAGAUUUUUUUGGUAAUGGAAACUGUUACUGUGAAUGUGAAACUUGUGAGAGAAGAGGCAAAGGAGCAUUUUCUGUGCAAAAUGAGCAUAAUGAUGAGCAAGCUACAAGAUACAGAUUUAGAGAAACUGACAAUAGAAUAAAUAGAACAAAAGCAAAGCAAACACAGAAAUCCAGUUGCAAAAAUUCAGAAAAAACUCGAAUAAACAAUAGACAAGUCUCUAAUAUAAUAUCUCCUCUCAGUAUGAAAGAAAUGAAACAAAAAGGUUUGACAAAGUAUGAUGCUGAACUGUUAAUAGCUCAAGGAUGUAUUGCUGAUGUUGUUGAUGGAGCUGUUAGUAAAGAAGCUCAAGGUAGUCGAGAAUCAUCUGCUUCAAGCCGUGGUGAACGAUUACGCCGAAGAACAGAUAGUGGACGUGCAUUGAAUGGCAAUACCACAACGGCUGCCAAUCAGAGCCGAGCCACACAGUCUCGUCGAUGUAGUAUUACUAGUUCACGUAGUAGUCGUGAUUCUCACUCUGGCAUAGUUUUAAGAAGUCAUAAACGUCUUACUGAAGCUUGUACUCAAUCAACUUGUUCAAAGUAUAGAAAUUUAAAAACAAGUUCUGAAACCAAAAUUGGUGUAACUGAAAAUAUAUUCAAAACUGAACCUGAUCAAACUAGUUUAGAAAUAAAUAAUUUGUCUCUGGAAGGUAAACCUGCUCAUGAUCCUCAAAAAGAAUACUGUGAAUCUGAGUCACAGCUGGUUACUUGUAGUGAAAUAGAAAUAUUAAAAACAGAGAACACUUGUGAUAUGAAAGAAUCUCUGCAGCAGAAUGUUGAAAUGCCUUCAUUAGUUAAAACAGGUACAUCUGAAAUGCAGAAUUGUAAUGCGAAAGGACAUGCUGUAGAAAAUAUUAAAUGUAUGAGUGAUGAUGCAUGUGUAAAAAGCGAAAUAUGUGAUUUUAGAGAAAAUGUUAAUCCAAGUGAAUCGAAGGAUAGUAAAAUGAGUAAGCAUCAUAAAGGUGAAGUUUCUAAUCGGACAGAAGAAACGAAAAAAGAAUCAGAGUCUGGACCUCCAUGGCUGGCAGAUAAUUCAAAUAAAAGUAGUGAAUGUCCCUGCACACCACCACGCAGGGGCUUGAAAUUGACUCUCCGUGUGAAGAGAAGCCCUGUGGUUGAAGAGGUUUUGGAAUGUGGAGGUACAGUGGAAGCUCCAGAGUAUGAAGUUUUAAGAUUAGAAGGUGUGGAUCCUGAAACUGCCAGGCGACUGAAGAAAAGACGUAGAUCGAAGGAGCGGCAUCGCAAACAUAGCCCUAUCCGUCCCCUGCCUCCUAUGAAACGCUUAAGAUUAAUUUUUGGUAAUGAAAGUCGCACUAUCGACUUGCCCUCUGCCAUUUCGGCAGACUGACAGCCACAUUACUCUUGUGGUUAUGUUUCCACCGUUAAUAUUCAAUUAUUAGUUUAAUUAUUGUCACUGACUAGGAUUAUUUUUAUCUAGUAUUUAUUUUGUGACGUAAAGUUUGAAUUGAUUGAAGUAUUGUGAUAGCUAACAAAUUGUUUUAAUUGAGGAGUCAUUGAAAAUAUUUAUUGAAACAUUCAGUGUUAUUUCAUUAGCACAGUCACAAAAAAAGAAGUGACUAAAUUGAAGGAGUCCAUAGAAAAAUUAUGAUACAAUACGCUACAUUUGUAUUAUUUCUACUGGAUUUAUACACAUAUAAAUACUUUUAUCAACUUUAGAUUUUUAUGGUAAAAGAACAAUAUUUUGUAAACAGUACCCUUUAACACUUAUAUUGAACUUUUCUUUUACUUGGCCAACUAGAUAUCUUUUUCCUGUGGACCAUUAUUGUUAGCAUUAUUCACUUUUUUAUUUUAUAUCAUUUAACAAAAAACACAGGUUUGUAUUUUCUUUGACCUAUUCAAACGGCUUAUACACUUACUAAUAGAAUUGUGAAUUUAGUCUAUUUCUAUACAUGGCCUGCCAAGUUAUUUAGCUGCCUCAGCUUGGCCGGUCGUGGGUUGAGCAUGGCUAGUAUAACAUGAUCCUGAAUGUUAUUUAUUCAGUAUACUUGUUUAGGUUUGGAAUUAUCUAAGAUAUUUAGGAUGUGUAUAUUGUUAAUAUGUAUAGUUAAAAUUGACAAGAAUUCAGUGAAUAUUGAGCUAUAAAAUUAAGGAUCAAAAGUACUGCCGGAAUUACCCUUAUUAUGUAAUUUAUAUUAACUAAAUUUUACAGUUAUGCUAGUCUUAAACAUAAUUAUGGAAUCAGGUAUAAAGCUUUAACAUGACCCCCCCCCACUCCUAUUACAAAAUAAUUUCAAAAUUGUUUACAAGAAUAAUAAUUUCUUUGGUAUGCAAUCUUCUUUUUGUUUAUAUAGUCUAAAAUAACCCUAUUGAUUAUGAAUUUAUUAAAACUUAAAUAUAUUUUUUUAAAUGCCACGGUAUAGUCACUUUACAAAUGUUUCAUUUAUGUUGCUUUUUAGUUUCAUGUGUAAUUCCGGCCUAAUGAAAUUUACAGAUGUUGAAAACUGUAAAUGAUGCGCAUAGGAAGUCAUUCAUACAGGAUGUAUUGUGAAUUCAAUUUAAGUUUUUUGACUGUAUUGUUAGCAAUCUGUCUGUUUUUUAAUUUUUAUUCUUAACACAAUACUUUCAUUGAUUUGAUAAGUUUUUAUAAAAUCUUCAUUUAACUAAGUCCAGAGUGGCCUUGAUUAAUUUUAUUCUCAGCCAAAGCUAAAAAUAUACUUAAAUAUAAGAGAGUAGAUAUAACAUUUGUUUAAAAUAGUCUCCAGUGUAUUAAACGGAUCAAAAAGUGGUUUAUAGUAUUUGUUACUUUUUUAAAAAUUGAUUAAAUAUCUAACAUGUGUAUGUACUUUAAAAUUGUGUAGCAACGGUAUUUGAGUUGUAAAUAUUAUAAUAAAACGAAUUAUAUACCAUAUACUUUUAAGCUUAAAAC
Messenger RNA from Vanessa atalanta (red admiral), 3879 nucleotides. RefSeq names its product histone-lysine N-methyltransferase KMT5B (gene Hmt4-20). Gene Ontology annotation, molecular function: protein binding; histone H4K20 methyltransferase activity. Bases 247 to 2340 code for a protein of 697 amino acids. NCBI's taxonomy places the organism in Eukaryota, Metazoa, Arthropoda, Insecta, Lepidoptera, Nymphalidae. The transcript has 4 exons. Gene Ontology annotation, cellular component: nucleus. The record is from RefSeq and is a predicted model, not a curated record.